AUGCCGCCAUCAACACCCCACCGCCUGCUCCGCUCCGCCAUCCGUCACCAUCCCCUCCCACUUCCAACCAGACGAAUACCACACGCCCGCACUUUCCACCAAACCUCGAGACACCGCAAAGAAUCCUUCGCCUCUCGAGCCUCAACAGCCUGGCGCAGUACCAACACCGUCUGGCGACCCAUCCCCAUUGCCUUAGGCAUAGCCCUCCUCGGCGCCUUCCAAUUCUACCGCAUCCAAAGUCGGGAAUCUCGAAAGCAACAAGAAGAGUGGCGGAAUCGCUCCGAGCACCCAGAGGAGUAUGAGACGAGUACUUUGCGCCCGAAAAGGAGGGAGAGGAUCGUGCCGAGUGGGCCAUGGACGGUCCAGAUCAUGUCUACCAUCCCACUCAAGGCAGUGUCGAGGUAUUGGGGAUGGUUCAAUAGUCUGGAUAUUCCUUACUACAUCCGCAUCCCCGGUUUCAAACUCUACGGAUGGGUGUUCGGCGUGAACUUUGAGGAAGUGGCGGAGCCGGAUUUGCAUACCUAUCGCAACCUGGCGCAGUUCUUUUACAGAGCUAUAAAACCUGGGGUGCGGCCGAUAGACCCUGAUCCGACUGCGCUUGUGUCGCCGGCAGAUGGGAGGGUGGUGCAAUUCGGGUAUAUUGAGCAUGGGGAGGUGGAGCAGGUGAAGGGUGUCACGUAUCAUCUAGAUGCUUUGCUGGGAAAGCAGUCGAGUUCUACGCCUAAAGGGAGGAAUAGUAAAGUCACGACCAAUGCAGCUUCCUCGCCUUCCAGUCCUCAGCCCUCUGCGAGUCGAGAACGCCACGGCGACGAAGAAGCUAUCCGAGCAGACGAACAGUUCGCCCAAGUCAACGGCAUCUCCUACACCCUCCCUAACCUCUUCUCCGGCUCCUCGAUUCAGCCUCCUGAGACACGCGAAGGCGGCGGUGGCAAAAAGAGGAAAUGGUAUCAGCGUGCCAAGCCUUCAGAUCAAAGUACAGGCAGUACCGCGACCUCCGAGGCAGCCGUACGAGCAGACUUAGCUCAAGCCCCUGACUACCAACGCUCCUCUAACUCUACCGAGACUCCAACAACGCUGUACUACUGCGUCGUCUACCUAGCACCCGGCGACUACCAUCGUUUCCACAGUCCCGUCUCCUGGGUCGUGCAGACGAGACGACAUUUUGCGGGAGAAUUAUACAGUGUGUCGCCUUACCUCGUGCGGACACUACCCGGCCUCUUCACCUUGAAUGAGCGAGUGGUGUUGCUAGGGAAGUGGAAAUACGGCUUCUUCUCUUACACGCCCGUAGGCGCUACGAACGUCGGCUCUAUCAUCGUGAACUUCGACCGCGAAUUACGAACAAACUCACUCCUUACCGAUACCCUCGCAGACCACGCAGCAGAACUCGCCAAAGAACGCGGAGAACCGUACUCGGGAUACUCAGAAGCAACAUACAAUUCUGCCUCGGCUGUCCUAGGAGGUCAUCCACUGAAGAAGGGAGAUGAGAUGGGUGGGUUCCAGUUGGGAAGUACGAUCGUGAUGGUUUUUGAGGCGCCGAAGGGACGAAGACCGAGUUUCGAUGAGGGAUGGGGCACGGGGAGAUUGGUAGGGCCGGAUGGGGAGGAGGCGAGGGGGAGGAAGGGUGGGUGGAAGUGGUGUAUUGAGAAGGGGAUGAAGGUGCAGGUUGGGCAGAAGUUGGGGUUUGUUGAGGAGGAGUGA
Messenger RNA from Recurvomyces mirabilis, 1698 nucleotides. RefSeq names its product phosphatidylserine decarboxylase 1 (gene PSD1). The transcript has a single exon. Lineage: Eukaryota; Fungi; Ascomycota; Dothideomycetes; Mycosphaerellales; Teratosphaeriaceae. The coding region runs from base 1 to 1698 and encodes 565 amino acids. Gene Ontology annotation, molecular function: phosphatidylserine decarboxylase activity. Gene Ontology annotation, cellular component: mitochondrion. Gene Ontology annotation, biological process: phosphatidylethanolamine biosynthetic process. The record is from RefSeq and is a predicted model, not a curated record.